Messenger RNA from Oikopleura dioica, 1653 nucleotides. The record is from the annotation of a GenBank genome assembly. NCBI's taxonomy places the organism in Eukaryota, Metazoa, Chordata, Appendicularia, Copelata, Oikopleuridae.
AUGGCUUGCAAUGGAAACGAGUUUUUAAUCCAGCAGUUAAAGAGCAAAUGCCGCAUUAGAAAGCCGCGGAAAAAGACCCUUCGUGAGAUCGUCAAGUCUUACGAAAAGCCGGUUUCGGAGCGGCUCAGUCAGAAGAAAGGGAGACCUGAAGACGAGUAUGAGAACUGGGACUGGGUUAAGAACAAAAAUAACAAUCCCUAUUCUGUGAAAGAUGAGAGCCCGGUUGGCGAGACGCUUCUUUGGGCAGAGCCGCACAUGGAAGGAAGACACUUUGUGAACCCUUUUGCAGAUGCGUUGCAUGACAUGAUCAAGCAGGACUUGCCCGAAAAAUUGAGGAAUCGUUUGGACAGGCGAAAAGACAUUUUCAACGACAUGUUCAACGACGAUCAGUUCAAAAAACCCAUGAUACCAGCUUCUUCUUCGACCCCGUUGCUAAAAAUAAAGAAAGAUUCCGAAAAGAGUACGGCUGAAGAAUCACGUCAAGAGCAAGGAUUUGAUGCUCCCCAAGAAUCUGCUGCAAUACCAGAAUCUUCUUCGAUAGAAGCAAUCGCUGCCAUUAAAGAGCUAGAUACGAACCAAAAAAAGAUUGAACCUGAUCUUCGUGAGGAAACGCCUCUAUCACCAGAAAUUCCUCUUGUUGAAUGGGCAACUGACGGCAUUAAAUCCAUUUUCCCCGAAAAUCAGAAAAUCCAAGAUCCAGUUGAUGCUGAUUUGAUCGAGGAGACAGAAGAAAUGAAAGAUGCACGACCAGAAAUCGACCGGCUUCCUGAAGCAGUAGAAUUAAAAGAUAAAACGAAAGACAAGAACCCCGAUGAAGUAAAACAACAAGAUGAUGGUGGAGUUGACGAGCUCUUUCCAGUGAAAGAUGACGAGAAAAAUGAGGAUCCGGGAAGCUCUGAAUCUGUCGAGAGUGGAUGCAUGAUGGUCAAUGAGAGUGGGGAGCGAAUUUUCAAACCGUCAUUCGCAGAAGAUUCUGAAGAGUCCGACUCAGAGUCUACGAUUGAAUCAAGCAAGGAAGAUGUCGCUGAAGUCACCGAAAAGCCGCUGAUCAGUGUUGAUUCGAAUAAAAACUUCGUAGAACCAGAUUCGGGCUUUCAACUUGAAGGAACAUCCGGCGAUUUUCGAGGCCCAAAUACUCCUUGGAUUGAUCUGACCAUAGAACCUGAAGAAUAUACUUUCUCGUCGCCAAAAAUCGUCAAGCAAGAAGACGACAAUGAGGUUCAACGCCAAAGAGACAUUUUGGUCGAAAAGUUAUUGGUUCGAAAUUUUAUCGAGAAUCCGAGCCCUCUAAGUCGCCGGAAAAAUGCACCUGCCGGCUCUUUGCAGAGUCCGAUUCAGAAGAGUCGUCGUCGACUUGUGCUCGAUCCUCGUCCCCAUCAAGUCAAUCCAGAGCCAUUGAAGAUUCCACAAGCCGAUGAAGAUCAGUUAACUCGCUGUCAAGAAUACGCAAAAGAUAUGCCAUCACCGUACCAAAACCCAACGCGAACAUUCCCUGGCCAAUCAACUCCGCUGGAUCGAAUCGUCGCCACAAGAAGAUAUGAAAACUCGUUUGAGAACUUGCACGCCAGCAGCUCAAGAUCGGAGCUGAAGAGAAUGAAAGAAUGGGCGGACAAUCAGGAUCGACUAAAGAAGAAAAUGAAACUCAACAAGUAG